CCCAAAUCCCACGCCUCCUCGUCAUCUUCCCUAUCUCUCCCUUCAUCCCUCUUCUUUUCUCUAUCUUUCUUCCUAUGUUAGCGCCAACAUCGUCUCCUCCUUUAUCCCCUUUGCUUUGCUUUUGAGCAACCAUUGGGAUCAAUGAAUCAUUAAAACCAUUCAAACCUGAAAAGAAAAAAAAAACUUUCAUUUACUCAUGACAAGCAAUUUUUUUACUUACUCAUGACGACUCUAAACUUCAAUCUGAGCUGUUCGUUGCAACUUUUUCUCCAUCAUGGCUUGCUACUUCUCUUUAUGCUUUCAUUCAGUGCAGCCCAACAGGGAUCACCGCCGCCUCCGAACGUGAAUGACCCAUUCGCUCAGCAGCCGAAAUUCAACCCGUCACUGGCAAUACUCAUGGUGAUUAUUGUGAGUGCCUUCUUUCUCAUGGGCUUUUGUUCCAUCUACGUUCGCCGGUGCGCGGAGAGCAGAUAUAGAGGAACAACCUUCAACCCCUCCGCUUCUCCAAUCGGCGGUGCAGGCCGGUGGUCUAGGAGGGGACAGCAGGGGCUUGACGCAGAAGUCAUCGGGACAUUCCCUACUUUUCUUUACUCGACUGUCAAAGGCCACAAAAUCGGCAAGGACUCGCUGGAAUGCGCUGUUUGUUUAAACGAGUUUGAAGAUGACCAAACGCUGCGUUUAAUCCCCAAGUGCAGUCACGUAUUUCAUCCCGAUUGCAUAGACGCCUGGCUCGGUUCCCACACCACUUGCCCCGUUUGUCGCGCUAAUUUGGUCCCAAAACCGGGUGACUUGUCCUUCGAUUCGACGUAUAUCUUUGAACCAAAUAGUAACUCAGUUGAACCUCAACCAGACCAACAGUCCAAUGACGGGACACAAAACGAAGUUCUCAUUCAUGUUUCCGAUGACAAUAAUCGGAAUACAGAGUUACAGCAACCGCAAUCUCCAAAUGUAAUUUUAUUAAACACAGCCAAUCAGAACCGGCCGCCUCGGUCCAGGUCAACGGGAUGGCGUUUCGGUAAGCUAUUCCCUAGGUCACACUCGACAGGUCACUCACUGGUUCAACCGGGAGAAAAUCUUGACCGGUUUACUUUAAGGUUGCCGGAGGAGGUUCGAAGCCAGUUAAUGAACACACACUUGAAUCGUACAAAGAGUUGCGUGACAUUUACUAGAGCGAUGAGUUCAAGAACAGGAUACAGGAGGAGUGGAAGCAGUAGAAAUUAUUUAAAUUACGAACGGUUCGACAGGGAAGGGCGGCCGGAGCGAUGGGGUUUUACAAUGACUCCUCCUUUUAUUGCCAGAACCGGUUCGGUCCGGUCCUCAAACCGAGUGGGUGGUAAUGAUGAGGUGAAUGCUGCUCCACCAAAGAAUUUGUUGAAGUCUGUUAAAUCGCCGUUUGAUCGUUUGUUUAUGGGCGGGGACAAUAGCAGCAGUAGUAAUGAUGUUGGUGAACGGUCGUCGGAUCGGCUAACGACUGCAGUGUCAGAUAGUCAAGUUUAGAGGCUUUGGUGUUUGGUGGAGUUUGACCGAUUAAGGAUUUGUGUACAUAAAUUAAUUUUUUUCUUAAAUUAUUGUUUAUUACAUGUGAUUUUGAGAUUUUAUUUUAUUUAUUUCACUAUAAAAAAAAAUAAUGUUGGAAGUGAAA
Jatropha curcas is the source of this 1642-nucleotide messenger RNA. Its product is annotated as RING-H2 finger protein ATL11. The record is from RefSeq and is a predicted model, not a curated record. Lineage: Eukaryota; Viridiplantae; Streptophyta; Magnoliopsida; Malpighiales; Euphorbiaceae.